CAAUGACCGGCCUGACCCGGAGACGCUCGGGGAUGCUAGGUACGGUACUACGGGUAGAGUACUCUAUCGAGGAUGCCGUUUACAAGCGAAGCACAGAACCUGCGACUGUCUUUGGCCUCCUUGAGGCCCUCUCAUUGCAUUCGAAUGUGGUGACUAGGGGAGAGUCGAGACUACCUCAGGCCAACUCAGGCUGUGAGCGGCUCGCGAUUAGUAAAGAAGCCUCGUUACGCAGCUCAAGCGCUCAAGUACUAUGAGCUGUGGCCGCGUGGCCGCCUGCGGGCGUCAGCGCUUCAGCCUUGUUGGAGCCUUUCACCUCGUUGCCUGCAAGAUUAAGGGAUGUCAGUAUCAGACGAUCCAACGGUUCCCGCCCAAGGGCAACAAGAAAAUUCCGAAUUCUUGUUGCGCAAAAUUCUCAAUGUGCUAGAGCAGUCAACCAUUGCUAAGAAACCGCUCCCGUCGGAUGACUGGAAUGGUUUUUGGGAUGUAUACGAUCAGGAAGCAGAAGAGUUUGACAAAUCAUUCGUCGAGAAGUAUCUCUCGGAUUUGAGCAAUAGUCUACGUAUCUUUCAGGCGGGUCUUUUUUCGGCCGUCAGUGCCACUUUCUUAGGGAUAAUGCUCGCAAACCUGAGCCCCGAUCCCAGCGACACGACAAACGCCUUAUUAAUGAUGAUAUACCAUCAACUCAAUAACACUGCAUUCCCAGGGCAAGUCCCGAGCCUUCCCUCGGGGAAUGGCCCCCCUUGGAUUAUCAUCUGGACCCAGACCCUCUUGUAUGCUAGUCUCUCAACCAGUCUUCUGGCUGCUCUUGGAGCUGUCUUGGGCCAGCAGUGGCUGAGGGACUACCGAGACAAUACAUGA
Messenger RNA from Suillus discolor, 858 nucleotides. RefSeq lists its product as uncharacterized. The record is from RefSeq and is a predicted model, not a curated record. Bases 337 to 858 code for a protein of 173 amino acids. The transcript has 3 exons. Lineage: Eukaryota; Fungi; Basidiomycota; Agaricomycetes; Boletales; Suillaceae.